CUACGUGCAAGUUUAUUUAUUACUCCGGUACAAGCAUUUCCCCGCCGGCCAAUUUUCCCUCAGCAAAACGACCGGAAGAGGGUCAAGAUGCGGCAUCUUCUCCGAACAGUAGCUCGAAAAGCUCUCUCUUCUUCUCAAUUCCCUCGAAGCAAAGUUCAUCCUUCUUCUUCUUCUUCCUCUUCACAGUGCUACUCGCGUCUCGCAUCGGAUCAGCUCCACUCUCACGCAUCGUCAUCGUUUGGCAUCGCAUUUGACAUCGACGGCGUCCUCCUCAGAGGCGGGGUUCCAAUCGGCGGUUCCCGUCAUGCUCUCAGACGCCUCUACGACGAUUCUGGUGCUAUGAAAGUUCCGUAUGUUUUCCUGACCAAUGGAGGUGGUGUUCCUGAACUUAAUAGAGCAAAGGAGCUGACCAGAUUGUUGGGGAACAAUGUCCUAGCCUCACAGGUUAUACAGGGCCAUACUCCUUUCAAACAAUUGGUGAAAAGAUUUGAGAAUGAAUUCAUUGUUGCUGUUGGAAAAGGUGAACCUGCUGAAGUAAUGUCUGAUUAUGGAUUCAAAAAUGUCCUCUCAAUUGAUGAAUAUGCAUCACUUUUUGAGAAUAUUGACCCAUUGGCACAAUACAAGAAGUGGGCAGACAAACAGUCCCAUGAUAAAGUCACUUCGAGACAUGAUCCAUGUUCAGAGAGGGUCCAGGCUGUCUUCGUUGUUAGCGAUUCAAUUGAUUGGAGCCGGGAUAUUCAGGUUCUUUGUGAUAUUUUAAGGACCGGAGGCCAACCGGGAAGAGAGAUUGCACACCAACCGCCUAUCUUUUUUGCUAGUGAUGACCUUGCUUAUCAGGCUUUAUUUCCCUCUGAACGUCUUGGAAUGGGUGCCUUCCGAGUCGCACUAGAAUCUGUAUUUAAUAGCAUUCACCCAAAGCCUCUGGAAUAUACAUCAUAUGGGAAACCAAACUCCUCUGUGUUUAAACACGCUGAAGCAACAUUGAUGCAACUUAAGUCACCACAUCAUCAGGAAACAAGCGGCGAAAUGCAUCCCUUCAAAACCUUGUACAUGGUUGGUGAUAACCCAUCUGUAGAUAUCAAAGGAGCUCGGCAGGCGGGAAAUCCUUGGUUCUCAAUUUUGACAAGGACAGGAGUUUUCAAGGGACAUGCCAAUGACACUGAUUUUCCAGCAGAUCAUGUUGUAGACACUGUGGAAGAGGCUGUAGAGUAUAUUUUGAGCAGGGAACGGCACUCGUUGUAAUGAGAAGAAUCAGCCAAGUUUCAUUUCUUUUGGUUCGAGGAACAAUUUUUUUUUGAGAUUAACAAGCAAAUGUUGGGUACGUUA
This is a messenger RNA of Cuscuta campestris, 1326 nucleotides long. The record is from the annotation of a GenBank genome assembly. NCBI's taxonomy places the organism in Eukaryota, Viridiplantae, Streptophyta, Magnoliopsida, Solanales, Convolvulaceae.